AUGUCUCGUCCAUGGAUCUUCGUAUGCCCAUCCAGCCGCGGGCUAGGCCACGUCCUCACUAGACAUCUACUGCGGAACACAACCGUUCCCAUCCUGGCGACAGCGCGCAGCGACCCGUCGGGCGUGAGGAACCGCCUGCUGGACGACAUCCAGCACGACAGGGAGGCGGCGGCGCGGCUGCACGUGGUCCAGCUAGACGUGACAGAUGAGCCCAUGGUCGAGGCGGCCUCGCACGAGGCGGCGAGGCUGUUCCCCCGCGACACACACCACCUGCACCUGGGCCUCGCCAUUCCGGGAAUCCUGCACCCUGAGAAAUCACCACGGCAGGUGGACGUAGCCGCCGCGCUGGAGACAUACCGCGUCAACGCUCUCGGCCCUCUGCUGCUGAUGAAGUGGUUCGAGGAGUUUCUCCCGCGCAGGCGCACACAGUUCGAGCUAGGCGGGCAGGGUACUGUCCGCCUUCCCGAGCAUGCCGUCUGGCUGAAUAUGAGUGCUCGCGUAGGCAGCAUCUCGGACAAUAGAAAAGGAGGAUGGUACAGCUACAGAAGCAAGGCCGCCGUCAACAGCCUCACCAAGAGCUUCGACCUGCAGUUGGCCGCAAGGAGUGGUGAUAAGGCUAUGGCUAUGGCUUAUCACCCCGGCACGGUCAGAACGGACCUGAGCCGUGACUUCUGGGAGACAGUGUCCAAGGGGAAGCUGUUUGAGCCCGAGUUCGCCGCGGAGGAGAUGGUCGAGGUCGUCACGGGAAAGGUGGGACUCGACGGGAGAGGAAGGUGUUGGGACUGGAGGGGAGAGGAGAUCCUGCCCUGA
Molecule: messenger RNA, 810 nt
Organism: Diaporthe citri
Lineage: Eukaryota; Fungi; Ascomycota; Sordariomycetes; Diaporthales; Diaporthaceae
Exons: 1
Coding region: 1-810 (269 amino acids)
Source: RefSeq, a predicted model, not a curated record